This is a messenger RNA of Physella acuta, 2644 nucleotides long. RefSeq lists its product as uncharacterized. The record is from RefSeq and is a predicted model, not a curated record. Gene Ontology annotation, cellular component: cytoplasm; dendritic spine; plasma membrane. Gene Ontology annotation, biological process: chemical synaptic transmission. NCBI's taxonomy places the organism in Eukaryota, Metazoa, Mollusca, Gastropoda, Physidae. Gene Ontology annotation, molecular function: protein binding.
CCUGUCAUUAUGUCUGACUACCAGUACUUACUCAUAUAGCCUAACUCUGUAGUUCCGGAUGAUUUUGUUUUUCUUGAAACAAAAUUACAAACAAGAUAAUCAUUAGAUCUACGUUAUUGUAGGUUGUCCGUGAAAGAAUUAAAUGACAUAAUGCUAAUACAAAACAUACAAUACUUAUACGUCAAUGGCAUUGCUUUAAGUGAGUUUUAAGUGAGUGUCAACCAUGUCGAUGAAAGAUAAAAGAUUCAAAAAUGUCAUUGAGUCUGAUGAUGAAAAUGAAACAGGAGCCUGUGGUGUAAAUACUAAUCUCAGGCGACCUUCAUUGGCUGUACCUGAAAGCGUAUCAGGAACUGGUAGCCUACUGGAUGAAAGUGUAGACAAUUUAAGUAUGGAAGUUCACUUAGGUGGAGAUUCACGUCACCCGAGUGAAAUCAGUUCUGUUUCCUACCAGAAUCUCCUUGAUGAUGGUGAGCCAUCUAACAGCAUUAUUUCUCGGCGUGGUAGUGAUGACAGCUUAGACUCAUACCCACCAGACUUUCCAGAUGCUCCAGAUGAUAUGGAGACUUUUGAAGCAUGUGAUCUUCCACUGUCUGAGCAUUUUCCUAUGGGUAGCUUGCAAGAGACAAUAAACAAGCAAAUAUACCAGGGAGAUAAAAAUAGUCAUGCUUCGGAUAAGACAUCCAACAUUUCUAGGCCUAAUGUGAAAUUAAAAAAUGCUUGCUUAGAUGUAACUGAUGCUGUUGAGAUGCCUGAAAUGCAAAUUUUGGUUAUGGAUAAAGAGUCUAAUGUUGAAAAAGAGAAAACCAACUCUAAAAGAAAUAGUCUUGAAAUUAGAAAUAACAUUCCUAUCGUUGGUGAAAUAAAAGAUUAUGAGAAAGAGCUGAAUAUUGACUUUAGUAAAAGUCAAGGACAGAAACCUAAAAUGAUUGGGCUAAAACAAUCACCUGGACUAGCACGUAGAGUUGACAGCGAAAGUGUUGAAGAACAGGAGAAUCCUUCAGUUGAAAGGGAUACAGAAAAACAACCUGGAACUUCCCAUAAACUUAAAAUUAAAAAUACUUCAGGAAAACCAAGGGAUAAUGUAUUAGAAAUUAUAACACCAAUACCCAAAAACCUAAACAUUGAGAAUGAAUAUGACUAUGUCAAAUAUGCUCGUGUGCAACAGGGUAACUCAUAUGUUGGCAUGAGGUUGGCGUAUUCCAGCUCUAAUGAUUCCUUGAAUAUAAAACAUAGUGCUGGAUCCGAUAACAGCUCAAGAGAGCCCUCACCAGAGAAAAGUUUGCAUAAAAAAAGCCAUGCAGAUCUUCCAAGCCAGGAGAAAGUUAGUGAAGAGACACUAACAGAGAUACCUUUGAAUAACAGUGAUUACUCAGAAGAUAAAAAAGCUUUCACACUGUCUCCAGAAAAUACAGAAUGUGAUAGUGUAGAUGUGGAGAGUGUCACCUCUGAAGGGGAGAAUUCAACACCUGGCUUCCCCACUGUUGAAGAUGGCCUCUCUAGCAGUCAAGCAAGUGAUGUUGAAGAUGGGGUUUGUGGUCAUGGAAAUAGUUGUUCCCCUUCCAAAAUGUUGCAAUUAAAGCAGAAAUCUGCUACUGAGCAAGAGCAAGAGUUUUAUAAAGACGAUGAGGAUUCUUGCCCUAAAGAAAUGGAUGCGCAGGCUAUCAUGGAUGACUUAAAAAUGAAAAGGGAAGCAUUAGAUAUGGCCAUUGCAGAUAUUAAAUCAGCUAUUCAACGCAGUAAAAGCAUGUCGCUUGAAUCUUCUUACCAGACACAACAAGAAGCUGAAGACACACAACCUGUUUGGGUCAAAAGGGAAAAUAAAGCUCAAGACCAGUUGCUCCGUAGACAAGAAGAAAUGAGAAAAGUUAGGGAAGAAAUUGAGAGACAACAAGAACAAUUAAAUCCCACUCAGGGGAAACCUCUGCAAGAAAAAGACGAGGAUAGCCAAGACUGUAGCCAUUCUGACACAUAUUACACAAGAAAUGAAGUUGAUGAGCAUAACCAUCAAAUACCAGGUUAUGAUUCAGAUGAUGAAUGUGAGGAUGCUGAUGGCAUCCGGUACACAAGGCGUAACAAAGGGAAAAAAUAUGCCCCACUACAAAAAGAUGAUUCGUUAGAGAUUGGGGGUGCCUAUGGUGGCAGCAAGAAAGAUGCUGCUCAUUCAAAUGGGCACAUGUUUUCAAAUAAUCAUGAUACACACUCAGGCAACAAUGGAUCAGUGGCCAAUAUCCAAGGAUUACAACAGCCCGGCGAGCACCAUGUACAUCGUACUGAUGUGCCUUUGUCAUCUGAAGAAAGCAGUGAUUUAGAAGCCAACAUAAACUCUUAUACCAGACCUCCUAAUGCAGAUUCAGAUACAGAUGAAGAGACUGAUAGACUUUUACAGAAGCAGUAUCAAGAGAGGGACAAGCAUGUUGAAAUUCCAGAACUUAGUGACCCAACAGCUACAAGAAGAUCUGAGGUUGACAGGCGGCAUUCAAAGGCUAAAGAAGCUGCCAUCCGUGAUCCUGAUCGACCUGAAGUUCUGAUUGAGGGUGUAUUGUUCAGAGCCCGCUACCUAGGCUCCACCCAGCUAAUUUCUGAAGGUCAGCCUUCAAAAGCUAUGCGUAUGAUGCAAGCACAGGAAGCUGUUGGAAGAAUAAAG